Messenger RNA from Diceros bicornis minor, 3195 nucleotides. It is a transcript of the gene SLC29A3, whose product is annotated as solute carrier family 29 member 3. Lineage: Eukaryota; Metazoa; Chordata; Mammalia; Perissodactyla; Rhinocerotidae. Gene Ontology annotation, biological process: nucleoside transmembrane transport. The record is from RefSeq and is a predicted model, not a curated record. Gene Ontology annotation, cellular component: Golgi apparatus; plasma membrane. Gene Ontology annotation, molecular function: nucleoside transmembrane transporter activity. The coding region runs from base 55 to 1482 and encodes 475 amino acids. The transcript is spliced from 6 exons.
UCGCAGUGGCCGCGGCGGCCGGGGAGGCAGCGGCGGCGGCGGCGCGGCGGCGACAUGGCCAUGGUCCCAGAGGACGACUUGCAUCACAGCUCAAACUCCACCUACAGAACCGCGAGCAGCUCUCUCCGAGCUGACCAGGAAGCGCUGCUUGAGAAGCUGCUGGACCACCCGCCGCCCGGCCUGCAGAGGCCCGAGGACCGCUUCAAUGGUACCUACAUCAUCUUCUUCAGCUUGGGCAUUGGCGGCCUACUGCCAUGGAACUUCUUUGUCACUGCCAAGGAGUACUGGAUAUUCAAAUUCAGCAACUGCUCCAUCCCGGCCACAGCGGAGGAACCUAAGGGCUCGGACAUCCUGAACUACUUUGAGAGCUACCUUUCCGUCGCCUCCACCGUGCCCUCCGUGCUGUGCCUCAUGGCGAACUUCCUGCUUGUCAACAGGGUUUCCGUUCAUGUCCGAGUGCUGGCCUCGCUGACUGUCAUGCUGGCCAUCUUCGUGGUGAUGACCGUGCUGGUGAAGGUGGACACCUCCUCCUGGACCUAUGGCUUCUUUGCUGUCACCAUCGUCUGCAUGGCGAUCCUCAGUGGCGCCGCCACCAUCUUCAACAGCAGCAUCUUCGGCAUGACCGGCUCCUUCCCCAUGAGAAAUUCCCAGGCACUGAUAGCAGGAGGAGCCAUGGGGGGCACCGUCAGUGCCGUGGCCUCCCUGGUGGACCUGGCGGCGUCCAGCGACGUGACGGACAGCGCCCUGGCCUUCUUCCUGACUGCAGACAUCUUCCUUGGCCUCUGCGUGGGGCUCUACCUGCUGCUGCCCCGGCUGGAGUACGCCAGAUACUAUCUGAAGCCUGUUUGGCCAGCCCACGUGUUUUCUGGUGAAGAGCAGCUGCCCCAGGACUCCCCCAAUGCUCCUUUGGUGGCCCCCGGAUCCCGUGACUCCUCGACGCCACCCCUCCGCCCCAUCCUGAAGAAGACAGCUGGCCUGGGCUUCUGCGUCAUCUACGUCCUCUUCGUCACCAGCCUGAUUUUCCCUGCCAUCUCCACCAACAUCGAGUCCCUCAACAAGGGCUCGGGCUCGCUGUGGACCACCAAGUUCUUCGUCCCACUCACCACCUUCCUCCUCUACAACUUUGCUGAUCUGUGUGGUCGGCAGAUCACUGCCUGGAUCCAGGUGCCAGGGCCCAGAAGUCAGCUGCUCCCUGGGCUUGCGCUCCUCCGGACCUGCCUCGUCCCCCUCUUCGUGUUCUGCAACUACCAGCCCCGCGUCCACCUGCAGACGGUGGCCUUCCAGUCCGACGCCUACCCGGCGCUCUUCACCUCCCUGCUGGGGCUCAGCAACGGCUACCUCAGCACGCUGCCUCUCAUCUACGGGCCCAAGAUCGUGCCCAGGGAGCUGGCCGAGGCCACGGGAGUGGUGAUGUCCUUUUACUUGUACUUGGGCUUGGUCCUCGGCUCGGCCUUCUCCGCCCUGCUCGUGCACCUCAUCUAGGAGGGGGCGAUGGCAAGAACGUCAGAGCCUGCGUGAUGCUCAGUGAGGUGGGGAGGACGUGCCGGGAGGGCUCAGGCGGCCUGCAGGAAGGGCUGGAGGUGGGCUCAGUGCAGAGAGCAGAGCACACUCGGGCCUCAUCUUUCCCAAGGAGCUGGUGCCAGACAGACACAUGCCAGACUCAAACAGAACCCUCCUGAGACGUUUGAAGAAGACCAGAAGACAUCUUAAGAUGCAGUCACACAGUUACAGAGUGGGCUAUCACUUUCCUUGCCGGUGGUUACAUUCCGCCUUUCCUUCUAGCCUCUUGUGAACCGUGUUGUCAGUGUUCGCUCGCCCGAGUGCCAAUGCCAGAGCCCACUGCGAGUGGGUUGCCGUCUCCCAGCCUUGCUCCUUCCAGCUGACAGCAAGGUGUGAGAAUUCUCAGCCCUCCCUACCCAGAAGGGGUCCCCCUGGAAUGCAGGUCCCCCUGGGUGGCCAGUCCUCAAGCCUGAGACCCAAGCCUGCACAGACCCCUGCUUUCUGUGGGUGAGAGAGCACCCCCCAACCAGACUGGGAACCCCAGACAGACAGGCCUUCCAGGAGCCUUCAUUCCCUACACUUGGGUUCCAGAGGGCCUCCCAGGACCAGGGACCAGGCGUGGCAGGCCUGCAUUUUCAGACAGGGAUCAUUAGUCCGUGGCCUGGGUCGAGGUGGGGUCUUUCAAGUCCAUGUUUACAACAUGUCAAGACCGUUGGCUCAAGGGCAUAAUAAAUACAAAUUUAAUGAAAGCCUAAUUGGUGGCCCUGUUAGUCAGGGUCUUGGCAGGAAACAGCAUACUCAAAUUGGGUAAUUUGAGGAUAUUUGAAGCGUGGGUGCGGGAACCCUAAGAGGUUGUGCGUUAUAUCCCAGAACUGAUAAUAGUGAAGCCAUUCCACCUCAGGCCUGACAGGGCGAGGGGCGGGCGGAUCCAGCCUGCUAUGACCUGUGGGAGGUAGAUCUCCUUCCCUUCCUCCCUCCGAUCUCCUCCCAGUCCCUGCGGACUGAACCACAGCCAAGGAGCAGGCGGAGAGGAUGGAGAGUGGGUGGAGGGGGAGAAGGUGUCCAGAGGGGGGCCGCUAGCCCCCCUCACUUUCAUAGAUUUAUUUGUUAUUAACAUAUAGAGCUCUGAAGCGUUGGUCAGCAGAAUUAGGUAUUGCUUUGUCCUGGUUUGUUUGGGGUAGCUGUAUAUUUUGAAGCUGUUGUUUCAAAAGGCAGCCCUCAGGUUCUGUGGCCCCACAUAUUCAUGAUCCCUUGACACAAGUAGUAAGUGAUUUUUUUCAGAGUCUUUGAAGGCUUCUGCAAGGCUGCAGCAUGGGGGAGCAGGCUGGCUUAGAAAUCAGAGAGAGAGAGGAACUGGAUCAGGUCGGGAGUUCCUUCUCAAGAGUCGUGCCGAAAGAACAGAGCUUGCCUCCAACAAGUGGCGAACCUGGGAACCGUGCACCAGCGCGCUCCUUCUCCGAGCUGCUCCGGCUGUGUGGUGUCCUGCAGGUGCCUGAUUAACCGGGAAGCAGCCAGUAAUCCACCCAGUGGCGGCAGCUCACGCUCCCCACCAUCUCAGGCUGGUACACAUCCCUCCAGAGAAUUGAAGACGACACCCUUGAAAGGUUUCUUGAAACUUGAUACCUAAAAACAUUAAUCAAAAAAAAUUUUUUUAAAUAAAUUCUUCCCCCUCGCUCCUCUUGCAGGAGCCUGAAA